AUGGGGUCAUCCUCCCCGUGGGGAGAGGGCCGCAGCGGGGAGAAGGAAUACGGCCCCUGGGACAGAACCCAGAGGCCAACAGAGUCCCCGUUGUCCCUCUGUGGAGGGGCAUCGGAGGGCCUGAGGGUUGCGAUUCCUGGAACAAAGCCCAGGGACCAGCCGACAGAAGCCCUGCUACCCCUCCACAGAGGGCAACAGUGGCCCAAAGAAGUCGGUCUCUGGGGCCUACCCCAGAGACCAACAGAAGUUGUGUUACCCCCCUCAUGGAGGGGCAAACACGGGCCGGGGAAGAUGGCCCCUGAGGUCAGGCCCAGGGGCCACUAG
Messenger RNA from Morchella sextelata, 324 nucleotides. RefSeq lists its product as uncharacterized. The record is from RefSeq and is a predicted model, not a curated record. The transcript has a single exon. Lineage: Eukaryota; Fungi; Ascomycota; Pezizomycetes; Pezizales; Morchellaceae. The coding region runs from base 1 to 324 and encodes 107 amino acids.